ACAAUGACUAGCUACGAAGUACCCAAGGACUAUAGCGCGCUCAAGGGCAAAACAAUCCUGAUCACGGGAUGCGCUACAGGCAUUGGCCGUGAGGCGGCAAAAUUUGCAUACGCGAACGGAGCAAACUUGGCCCUUGCGGACAUCAAUGAGAAGGAUGCCAACGAGCUUGUCAAAGAGCUCGGGAAUGACAGCCGGGUCCUUUUUCAGAAAGUGGACGUGUCGGACUGGGUGAGCUUCCGCAGCAUCUUCGACGCUGCCAUCGAUAAGUUCGGCGUUAUACAUGCGGUGCUGUCAAACGCCGGCAUGCACCAUGAAGAGUUGCUCAAGGAAGAGUUCGAUAGUGACGGCAAACUUGGAAAACCCAAUCUCGCAUCCAUUGAUAUCAAUCUGGUUAGCCACCUCUACGCGUCCAAGCUGGCCUUUCACUACUUCAAAAAGGGGCCACAAGGUCCACGCCAAAUCGUCUACACCGGAUCCGCUGCGUCCUAUCUCGACACAGCUCCCCUCUACCAGUACGGUGCUGCGAAGACGGGAGUUCUUGGCUUGAUGAGGGCGUUCCGGCUAACGGCGCAAAAAGUCAAUGUGUCUGUCAACAUGGUUGCUCCCUGGAUGACUGAAACAAACAUGAUGCCAAAAUUUCUUGCGGAUAUAUGGGGCGAGCUUCCAAGAAACACCCCACUUGGUGUCGGGAAGGCCCUGCUACUUCCUGUCAUCAGGGAAGAUCUCCAUGGAAAAUCCUUCUGGAUUGGUGGAGAUGCAUUGGUAGAGUUGGAAGACAAGAUACACGAGACCCAGCCAUUGUGGAUGGGAAGUGAGCUGAGCGCGGGCGUCAAUGAAGGCAACCGUAGAAUGCUUGUUCUAGCCACAAGCCCAGCAGAUUCUAUGGCAGGGAAAUGA
This is a messenger RNA of Trematosphaeria pertusa, 897 nucleotides long. RefSeq names its product NAD(P)-binding protein. Bases 4 to 897 code for a protein of 297 amino acids. NCBI's taxonomy places the organism in Eukaryota, Fungi, Ascomycota, Dothideomycetes, Pleosporales, Trematosphaeriaceae. The transcript is spliced from 4 exons. Gene Ontology annotation, molecular function: oxidoreductase activity. The record is from RefSeq and is a predicted model, not a curated record.